CCAGCACAGGAGAGAACCACCCAGCCCAGAAGUUCCAGGGAAGGAACUCUCCGGUCCACCAUGGAGUACCUCUCAGCUCUGAACCCCAGUGACUUACUCAGGUCAGUAUCUAAUAUAAGCUCGGAGUUUGGACGGAGGGUCUGGACCUCAGCUCCACCACCCCAGCGACCUUUCCGUGUCUGUGAUCACAAGCGGACCAUCCGGAAAGGCCUGACAGCUGCCACCCGCCAGGAGCUGCUAGCCAAAGCAUUGGAGACCCUACUGCUGAAUGGAGUGCUAACCCUGGUGCUAGAGGAGGAUGGAACUGCAGUGGACAGUGAGGACUUCUUCCAGCUGCUGGAGGAUGACACGUGCCUGAUGGUGUUGGAGUCUGGUCAGAGCUGGAGCCCUACAAGGAGUGGAGUGCUGUCAUAUGGCCUGGGACGGGAGAGGCCCAAGCACAGCAAGGACAUCGCCCGCAUCACCUUUGACGUGUACAAGCAAAACCCUCGAGACCUCUUUGGCAGCCUGAAUGUCAAAGCCACAUUCUACGGGCUCUACUCUAUGAGUUGUGACUUUCAAGGACUUGGCCCAAAGAAAGUACUCAGGGAGCUCCUUCGUUGGACCUCCACACUGCUGCAAGGCCUGGGCCAUAUGUUGCUGGGAAUUUCCUCCACCCUUCGUCAUGCAGUGGAGGGGGCUGAGCAGUGGCAGCAGAAGGGCCGCCUCCAUUCCUACUAAGGGGCUCUGAGCUUCUGCCCCCAGAAUCAUUCCAACCGACCCACUGCAAAGACUAUGACAGCAUCAAAUUUCAGGACCUGCAGACAGUACAGGCUAGAUAACUCACCCAAUUUCCCCACUGUCCUCUGAUCCCCUCGUGACAGAACCUUUCAGCAUAACGCCUCACAUCCCAAGUCUAUACCCUUACCUGAAGAAUGCUGUUCUUUCCUAGCCACCUUUCUAGCCUCCCACUUGCCCUGAAAGGCCAAGAUCAAGAUGUCCCCCAGGCAUCUUGAUCCCAGCCUGACUGCUGCUACAUCUAAUCCCCUACCAAUGCCUCCUGUCCCUAAACUCCCCAGCAUACUGAUGACAGCCCUCUCUGACUUUACCUUGAGAUCUGUCUUCAUACCCUUCCCCUCAAACUAACAAAAACAUUUCCAAUAAAAAUAUCAAAUAUUUACCACUAA
This is a messenger RNA of Pan troglodytes (chimpanzee), 1166 nucleotides long. It is a transcript of the gene CIDEB, whose product is annotated as cell death inducing DFFA like effector b. Gene Ontology annotation, biological process: apoptotic process; regulation of apoptotic process. The coding region runs from base 61 to 720 and encodes 219 amino acids. NCBI's taxonomy places the organism in Eukaryota, Metazoa, Chordata, Mammalia, Primates, Hominidae. The record is from RefSeq and is a predicted model, not a curated record. The transcript has 5 exons.